This is a messenger RNA of Dacryopinax primogenitus, 327 nucleotides long. RefSeq lists its product as uncharacterized. NCBI's taxonomy places the organism in Eukaryota, Fungi, Basidiomycota, Dacrymycetes, Dacrymycetales, Dacrymycetaceae. The transcript has 2 exons. The record is from RefSeq and is a predicted model, not a curated record. The coding region runs from base 1 to 327 and encodes 108 amino acids.
AUGCCCGUGCGCACUGGCAAGAGCCCGGGUAGUUCUGGGUACUGGGUACUGGAGAUUUGGACCGGGGAUCGCCCACUUCCUCCCCCCCUCCCCCAGUCCCCCCAGUCCCCCCCGCCCCUCCAGUGCCUCCCCCCGCUCCCCCAGUCCCUCUCACUACGCCUCCCGCCCCCGCUCCCCCUCCCCCCUCAAGCUCCCCCAACCCCUCCCUCACAGCCCUCACCCACCCAGCCACAACCCUCGCGUACCUCCUCCCCCUUCCCCCUCGAACAAGGCACCGUGGGAACGGAUUAUGGACAUGGAGGGUUGGGAGAGGAGGAGCAGGGCUAG